This is a messenger RNA of Mucor velutinosus, 1512 nucleotides long. RefSeq lists its product as uncharacterized. Gene Ontology annotation, cellular component: membrane; cytoplasm; intracellular membrane-bounded organelle. The record is from RefSeq and is a predicted model, not a curated record. Lineage: Eukaryota; Fungi; Mucoromycota; Mucoromycetes; Mucorales; Mucoraceae. Gene Ontology annotation, biological process: sphingosine biosynthetic process; phosphorylation. The transcript is spliced from 5 exons. Bases 1 to 1512 code for a protein of 503 amino acids.
AUGUCUUCCAGUACACUUUUUGUAGAGAAACUUGGCAAACAAGUGCAGAUCAUCUUUGAUUCAAAAAGCCUUCGUAUUCAGUCAGAUGCAACGGCGAUCGUCCCUCAACAAAAGAAGUCUAAAAAAUCCAGGUCUUGCGUUUGUUUACCCACUCUAGAAACAAACGACGAUCCCACUUCAUCACCAGCGUCAUCUUCACUACCGAUCCCGCAUAGAAAUAUCUUGCAUGCCAACUACAAUGCACGCACCAACAUGGUGCAAUUGAACGCAUUGGUCGCUGAUAAACCGUCUGAUCCAGAGUCUACGACCCAAUUGUUCAAGUUUAUGUACACGGUCAGAGAUAAUGAGCAAGAAAAAGCCACUGAAUUUUGUCAAAACAUCAUGACAAACGUCUAUCAGGAUCUGAUACCGGAAAAGCGUCUGUUGGUCCUGAUCAAUCCUUUCGGAGGUCAAGCGAAAGCCAAAUCCAUCUUUGGAGAGAAGGUCAAGCCCGUUUUAGAGGCAGCCAAGUGCAAAUUAGACAUUCAGUACACUGAGCAUCGUUACCACGCUUUGGAGAUUGCCAAGGGACUUGAUAUUGAAUCCUAUGACACCAUAGUCACUGUCAGCGGUGAUGGAUUGGUUCAUGAAGUGAUCAACGGUUUCUUGCAAAGACCUGAUGCUAGAGAAGCGCUUCAGAAAGUGUCACUGGGUCUCAUUCCUGCAGGCACGAGCAAUUCGCUUAGUAUCUCCAUGUCGGGUGAGAAAUUAGGUUUUGAUGCAACUCAUAAUGCGCUUCAAAUCAUCAAAGGCAGGCCGUUGGCUCUUGAUCUUUGCUCAAUUACAUACGAGGAUAACCGCUACUUUUCCUUUUUGUCACAGAGCUUUGGUAUUGCUGCUUAUGCGGAUCUAGGCACAGAGCACAUGAGAUGGAUGGGAGACAACCGAACAGUCGUUGGCCUUAUGCAAGAGAUCUUUUCAAAGAGCACGUACCAGAUGGAGGCAUCACUACUCAUUGCAGAAUCAGAUAAAGAGAAGAUCAAGCAAAACUACAAAAGUGGGUUAAAGUCGUCUGAAUGGAAGAGCCCUGCAGUGGGUGAUGGAGCUGUGUUAGAUACCAUACCACUCUUAUCCGACCCUGUGCCUGAAAAUUGGACCACAAUUAAUGGGGACAUUUCCAUGUUCCUUGCCAGUAAUGUGCCUCUCCUGAAUCGUGGUAUGCUUUCUCAUCCUUGCGUGUCUGCAAACGAUGGUUACAUUGAUUUGAUGCUUGUACGUGGUGGUAAGGGCAUCGGAAAGCAAUUAAGUAUGUUUACAAGUGUGGAUACUGGUAAACAUCUUGACAUGGAUAUAGUCGAAUACUACAAAGUGAAAGCAUUUAGACUGAAACCUAUCAUUAAGCCAGGCAAGAGUGCAUAUGUUGCAAUUGAUGGUGAGCAUGCUUCUUCAAAGCAAUUCCAAGUCGAGGUUCAUCAAGCUCUUGGGUCUGUUUUAAGUUUAAACCCUACCUUUAUCAAUACCAAUGUGCAGUAA